AUGUUGUCCACCUUCAGGUCCAUACGGUUUGGCCUCCUGGUUGGUAUUGGAGGGGGAGUGCCGACCCCAAAAGUCGAUAUCCGGCUGGGCGAUGUUGUGGUCAGUACACCGACAGGAGAAUUCGGGGGUGUGGUGCAGUAUGACUUCGGCAAAGCAGUGUCCGGUGGUCUCUUUCAACGGACUGGCUCGCUGAAUAAACCACCUCAGAUACUCUUGACCGCGGUGUCCCGCUUACAAUCCGAUCAGAUGAUGCUGGAAGUGAAUCGCAUUCCACAAAUUCUCUUGCAAAUGGUAGAGAGAUACCCGAACAUGCAGUCGAAUUUUGCAUGCCGUGGCCAGGAUGAAGACAGGCUGUUUGAAUCCGUACCCCGAGCUCCUCGACGUAGACAUGGGCCCGUCGUUCACUACGGUCUCAUCGCAUCGGGCAACCAAGUGAUCAAGGAUGGCCGCACCAGGGACAAGCUUGCCCAGGAACUCGGCAUUUUGUGUUUUGAAAUGGAAGCGGCUGGGCUGAUGGACAACUUUCCGUGCCUUGUUGUUCGAGGCAUCUGUGACUAUGCGGAUUCACAUAAGAAUAAGCAGUGGCAGGGUCAUGCGGCUGCAACUGCAGCAGCGUAUACUAAAGAGCUGCUCUCAGUGAUUCAUCCGCAUCAUGUUCUAGGUACACAGACAGUGGUCUCAGGGAUAAACUCUGACCCGUCAUAUAGCCUUGAUUUUGAGCAGAAUGAACCGCUUUUCCUGGUGCCAGGAAGACGGAAUGACGGCUUCGUGGUCCGUCAGAAAAUUUGUGAUGAGUUCGAGUCUUUGCUGGAUGCAGAAAAGAAUGGAUCCAAUGUUCGGAUAGCGCUCUUUGGCAUGGGGGGCUGUGGAAAGACAGAGCUUGCCUUACAUUUCGCCUAUGCGUGGCGUGGAAAAUGCCGCGUAUUCUGGGCCAACUGUACCUCAAAGCAGGAAUUCAUGGCUGAUUACUCCGACAUCGCCGUGAGAGUUGGCCUCGCUUCGGCCACCACAGCCCAGCAUCACGCCGGCACUCUCCUCAAAGAAUGGCUCGACUCCACCAAAUCUGGAAAUUGGCGUAUGAUACUCGAUGCCUCAGACAACUGGGAAGAAAUGUUUGCGUAUCUAGAGGCUUUUCUUCCUAUCCACCGAGGCACGAUUGUGUUCACUUCCCGGGAUCGGCGAAUCCUGGACAUACUAGAAACCAAAUUGAUACACCCCAGCUUUGCGAUCAACGUAAACGGGAUGGAUCGAGAUGAAGCUCUUGAUAUGUUCCGGUCCCUCGCAACGGAAUGCUCCGACAAGGCCGCAAUCAUCGAGCUCUUGGACUUCCUCCAAUACCUACCUUUGGCUAUCAAACACGCAGCCGGCUACAUCAGUUUCACAAGAACAAAUGUGAACCACUACCUCGAAGGACUCAAGGGAAAUAGCGCAUUAACGUGGCAGCUAUUUGAGUGCGGUCCCAUGCCGAUCAACCUAGAUACUCGGCUGCAACUGCCUAUUGCUAGGACUUGGGACAUGUCUUUCGCCAAGAUCCGCGAACAGAAUACAAUCGCAGCCGAUCUCCUCGGUACUCUCUCCUUCCUCAAUUGCGAGAGCAUUCCCAAAGAUCUCUUGCUCGUUUGUGGAGUGAAUAUAUUUGGCCUGAAGCAAAUGAGCGACUUUGAGAUGGCCAUGGGCGUCCUGAUGGCGUUCAGUCUUGUUUCGCAUCGUAUCGAUCGCACAAGAGAAAUAUAUCAAGUCCACUCCAUUGUUUCCCUUGCUGCAAAUACCUGGUUCGCUAACAAUGAUCCUGAAAAGAUCAGCCAUAUUUAUGGAAUUGCUCUUUCUCUGGUCUCGGAGGCCUUCAUGCAGCACUCAACUGAGUCGUUCCUGAUCCAAACCGAGGAUUUGCGACAUCUCAAGACGCUACUGCCACAAGCUGAUGCCGUCUUGAAAGACAGGUCGACCUUGGCUUUGCCCUCUGAUUCUUCAUUCGAGGCCAAGAAAAUGAGAUUAACCUACGAAUCCGCUAAAACUAGGCUGCUCUCGGGGCAACAUGUAGAUGUCGAACAGCUCAUGUUGUCGUGCCAUGACUACUACGAGGAGCACAGAUAUUCUUUCCCGUCAGAGCGCACUCAGACCAUGAUAGCUCUAGGCUUGAUCAACAAAGAACUCGGAAGCUAUGACCGAGCUAUGCAGUGGUACAAAAAAGCAAUCAAUGCAUUCAGUGAUCUACCAGAACAAUCCGCUGUCACAAAGAGCGUGAUCCUGGUCAAUCAAGGCAACAUAUUCAGAGAGCAAGGUGAUUUCCAAGCCGCAGAAAGGGCUUAUGGUGAAGCAUUCUCCAUCUGUGAGAAGGGCGAGCCUCUAUACAAAGAAGCCAAACUGCACAUAAUCAGUUGUCAGGGGAGCAUGCUUUCCGCUCAAGGCGAGAUGUCGCAAGCGUUGCGCAAGUUCCAGGACGCUCUCCAAGGUUGGCGGACAUAUGGCGAACACGACCAACGAGCGAAUUUUGUGCUGGCGGAUAUGGCAGCAAUCCAUGCACAACGAGGCGAACGAGAGGCUGUAAGAAAGUACGACGAGGCCAUCGAUGGCACCAUUAAGAAUCUGGGAAAGGAGCAUCCACGGACAUUGCUUAUGAAGGCGGAUCGUGGACGCGCAUAUGCGCUUGUCGGUGAGCGGGAGAAAGCCUUGGUCGAAUUAGAGAAUGUAUACAAACAACAACUCAAGGUCUUGGGCCCCGCACAUGUGAAGACGAUGUCGACGAAGCAUAAUAUGGGCGUUGUCUUGAGUCAAUUGGCGCGCUUCGAUGAGGCUCAAAAGGCUUUUGACGAGGUCCUGGAGUUCUAUGAGAAAGCAGCGUCCGAUCCCCAACUGCCGCUAGGAUACUAUUACACGUUGAAGAGCAGGGCAGAUGUGCUACGAGAGCAAGGAGAUCACGCCAGUGCUUUGGAAGACUACAAAAGAUCAUAUGGGGCGAGAUGCCUAUGCGAUGAAACCAGUCCGUUCCUGUUCUCGAUAGAGCUAGCGAAAGCGGACCUCUUUAUUGAGCUAGGAAUGUUGGAAAAAGCGGAAAGAACUCUUGCUGACCUGGAUCGGGUGAGAAAGAGAAUGGACAAAGACCUCUACCUGAUCAAAUCAUUCGAAGAAACAGUCAAGUACUUGAAUACAGCAAGAGCUGAGUCCAAGGGUUUCGCGAUGCGCAUAAACAAUCUCUGGAUGGAUUUUAUGCAGAGAGCAAAGAGACACCGCCGGGACGAAGAAUGA
This is a messenger RNA of Aspergillus thermomutatus, 3246 nucleotides long. RefSeq lists its product as uncharacterized. The record is from RefSeq and is a predicted model, not a curated record. Gene Ontology annotation, biological process: nucleoside metabolic process. NCBI's taxonomy places the organism in Eukaryota, Fungi, Ascomycota, Eurotiomycetes, Eurotiales, Aspergillaceae. The transcript is spliced from 4 exons. The coding region runs from base 1 to 3246 and encodes 1081 amino acids. Gene Ontology annotation, molecular function: catalytic activity; protein binding; ADP binding.